CUCAAAAUCACUGUGUGGCUGUCAUCACCAAGACAUUCUGUUAAGUGCUUGCUAAAAAAGCGUUUCCCUGGCAAGUACCAAGGGGAUUCUUAUCUGCUGAUCAUUAUUUCUUGCGUUGCUGUGCUUGAGCACAACUAUAGUUUUUGAACAUGUCUAACAAAAACCUGGAUGAUGGCUGCCCAUCCACCUCAACUGCCAUCAAAAAGAAUGCGGCAAAGGAUAAGAAGAGGUGCUCAUUGAGAAAGGGAAAGCUGCGCAAAAGGCAUUCCACCAGAACAAUUAAAACAGGAAAGCCGAUCAUUCCGCCAAAACCUCAACUGCUAAGUUCUGGAAAGCCAAUCGUUUCCGCAGAAUCUCAAGCGUCUCAUUCUAAGCCCGGAAAGCCAGCCAUUCCUCCAAAACCGUGUUUGUCAAAAUCUAAAGCGGCAAGGCCAAUCAUUGCGCCGAAACCACGCAUAGCAGCUUGGGAGUCUGGAAGGCCGAUCAUUCAGCUAAAACGUCAAGUUUCAUCAAAUGCGCCUGAAGCGAAUAUACGACCGAUGCCACCAGUAACACAAAUGUGUCCAAUUGCGGUUCUUACACCGAUGGGAUUUCUGAUACCCCGCAACUUUCCGUCUGCUGUACUAAUGAACCAAGCGGUCACCUUUGCUGAAGACGAACAAAUUCAUCCAGAUGAUCCUGUACAAGUCGGAUCAAGCGGGCCCGUCGCACAAACACAUGACUUCCACAAACGCACGAAUGAUAGCAAUAUUUCCGAUGAGCUCCAAAGGCAGCUUACGGAUUUGUUUACAUCAAUGUGCCAAAUACAAGAUUCAGCGGAGGUUGCCGAUCACAUCGAAACGGAAGACUUCGGUUUUCCUAGCGUUUUCAAGCACACGAAGGACUCCACAGUGAUGCAAAAUUCACGAUUAGCACUCGCGUUGAAAAACAUUCUCUUGGAAGUGCAGGUCAUUCAAAGUGAGGCACCUGAAAUGAUGGAAAUGCUGGAGAAGAAAAAUGGCGAACAUAAGGAAGACGAAAGAGGUGUACGUGCGAUCUCUGCUAGGUUCGGUACUGCGAGUAAAGCAGGCGAAUCAAACAACCUUACUGUUCCUAGCACAGACCAGAAUCGCCAGAGCCUUGGAAAUUUAAUGCGAGUUCAUCCGGUGUUAAGACAGCUCAGAAAACUGCGCAGGUGGAGACAGCAAAAUCGAAGGAAGCAAAGAAGAAAAGUGGAGGGAAAUCAAGCGAAGAGUCGCGAACGAAUCGGAAGGACAUGGGGACAAGCGUGGCAGAAAAAAUCAUCAGCUUUAGCCAACUUAUCCAAGAGAAAACCCAUGAUGCAGUGGAAGCAAACACAAGAUCGAACAGCAGCAAAGCAACUUGCGGCCAUGCUAUCCAUAAAAAGGAAUCAAACAAAAGCAAUGAUUUUGUGCAUAGAUCGCUCAACAAUUUAA
Cylicocyclus nassatus is the source of this 1436-nucleotide messenger RNA. NCBI's taxonomy places the organism in Eukaryota, Metazoa, Nematoda, Chromadorea, Rhabditida, Strongylidae. The record is from the annotation of a GenBank genome assembly.